Amoebophrya sp. A25 is the source of this 2032-nucleotide messenger RNA. NCBI's taxonomy places the organism in Eukaryota, Dinophyceae, Syndiniales, Amoebophryaceae. The record is from the annotation of a GenBank genome assembly.
UUGCAAAGUCUGGACGCACGAAAGGACUUGUGACGGAGAUGUUUAUACCGAGAUUGCAACUCCGGUCUCCGAUGCGGCGGCUCAACGGUGCCACUGGGUGCAGAUCGCCUUGGGGGAACAGAAGCAAAAAACGAGCGCCACCAUCACAGUGAGACAUAGCAAUAUUUAUUAGAUUUUUCCGUCGCCGCCUCUUCCCUGGUGCAAAUCCGCCAAUCGACCCCUGGGACACCACCAACGAGGCGUUUCCGAAAAGAGCAGGUGCCGCACCGGUCGUCGGGAUGUACGUGCUGCUUGCAAAUGAAGCUCGGUCCAACGCGGAAAAAUGUACAACGACCCGAGGAGGCGACGAAGUGUUUUGCGCGUCUACCAGCACCGGCGCGGACGACAAGGGGCCUGCUUGCCCCAGUGGCGACGCAUUUGAGAUUUGCGAACGCAUGAAGUACGCUGAUGGUGCGGGAUACGAGCGGUUUCAACACCAACCGGGCACCGGGUGCGACAGCCGCACGGCCACCAUUCAGUGCCAGAACAAAGUCGGACGCUAUGUAGUAAUCGACCUACCGGUUCUUGCCAGUGAGACCGACACUGGUCGGGUGAUCCGCCUGAAGGAGGUGAGCGUUUUCGGCAGCGCUACGACAACGUUGACAACUGCGCCGGCUGCGUCUGCGGAUGAUGGAGACCCGGACGCAGCGUCUGCGGAUGACGCGGUCGAAGACUCCGGUACUAGCAGGUUGUCCCUCGAGUUUUCCGCGCGAGGUUCGAUCUGGCUGUGGAUGGUUUUUCUCGGUCUUUGGUAAGUUCAAGAUUUCUGUUGAUAUCAUGAGGUGCGGAUGUGUAUAUUACAUACACACUACUCCUGCCUGUUUGCAUCGGUAGCCCUGGCUCUACUCGAGCCUGUUUCGUCCAGGAUAACGCGGCCUGGCGGCAGAGCCGCGGACCUUAAACCUUGAACCUUGAACCGUGUAUCUAUAUCUAUAUAUAACUUCUGUCUUUAGCUCACUUUGUUUACAACUCUCGAACCUCUAAAAAAACAUUCACACAUUAUACAUAGAUAUAUAAUUUUUGUCUUCUGUUAAAAAAAAUUUUGAAGAAUAUGAUCAUAUUUGCGAACAACGUUCCCGUUCUCGUGGCGAUCAGCCGGACCCAAGUUAUGAUUACCUCGUCGUGUAAAUUUCUUUUUCAAGAAUUUGGAGAAGAGAACUAGACCGAGGUCAAGAGCAUGAGCACUCACUGACUUUGUGAAAUUGAAGAAAACGCUUUGGCAACAACUUACUAACUCCAAGAGAUGAAGAAAAUUCAUUUUUUUGGGAUGACAAUGCGUAAACGUACCAACCGGAUUGAUCAGGAGCGAAACGCAAAGAAUGUAUUGAUAUCAUUCCACUUGAGUUUCAUUAUUCCAGCACAUCCACUACCACUUGAAUUUCAUCUACAACAUCUGUGGUUGGUGCCACAUGUUCUUGCGUCUGUGUGCAGCGCACUCCCAACAUUGAGAAGUCGUGUUUAAGCAAGUCGUUACCAAGAAGUGAUGGUGUAUCGCGCGUUUUUUAUAUGAUAUUCUUAGUUACUGCAUCGUCGUUGUAUCGCCUCGGCGCCUCGGUUUUUUCUCGUCGCUAUGUAUAUUCUAGGUUUUGUAUAGCCGCCUCUUAAAGUUACUUCGUGACCUACUUUCAUCAAAACAACCCACAACCAAACUCUCACCCUUAUAGAAGGUACAACAACAACAGCAACAACAACAACACCACGAAGCUAACGCCAGACGCCUGCUGCCUCAGCGACUUGAUUGAAGUCCUCUCUACAUUCUAACUCCUUCGAAAUACUGGCCUUGGAAAGUCCUACGCUCAUCUUAUUAUUUGUUGGCUGUGAAGUGCAAUGUUUCCUAUGCCCAGCAGUUCUGGAGCCAUGCACCUGCAAGAUCGCAAGCCAGAGAACUUCUAAGAACAGGCUGAAUUAACUUCGAAAAAUCAUGGCAAUUGCUCAUUCUUCAAUAUCAACAAGUGCUGGAUCUUCUCGGACAAUAUCAGUUAGAUUGACGCUC